AUGGCCUGGACCCCUGUGAUCCUUGUGCUCCUGUCUCACUGCACAGGUUCCCUGUCCCUGCCUGAGCUGACUCAGCCGCCCUCCUUCUCUGCAUCUCCCGGAUCAACAGCCAGACUCCCCUGCACCCUGAGCAGCGACCUCAGUGUUGGUAGUAAAAACAUAUACUGGUACCAGCAGAAGCCAGGGAGCGCUCCCCGGUUAUUUUUGUACUACUACUCAGACUCAGACAAUAAGCUGGGGCCUGGGGUCCCUAGUCGAGUCUCUGGAUCCAAAGACACCUCAACCAAUGCAGCGUAUUUGCUCAUCUCUGGGCUGCAGCCUGAGGACGAGGCUGAUUAUUACUGUCAAGUGUAUGAAAGUAGUGCUAAGCACAGGUCCUGGGCCCAGUCUGGGCUGACGCAAGAAGCCUCAGUGUCGGGGUCUCUGGGACAGAAGGUCACCCUCUCCUGCGUUGGAAACAGCAACAAUGUUGGGAGCUAUGGUGCAAGCUGGUACCAGCAGAUUCCUGGUGCUGCCCCCAAAACUGUGAUGCUCGGGAGCUCUCGGCCCUCAGGGAUCCCAGAGCGGUUCUCUGGCUCCAGAUCUGGCAACACGGCUUAUCUGACCAUCACAGGCCUCCAGCCUGAGGACGAGGCUGAUUAUUACUGUUCAGCAUGGGACCGUAGCAUCAGCAAUGACACAGUGCUCCAGACCCAUGGGGAACUGCGACAAAAACCUGCCCCUGUUCCUGUGAUCACCCCAUAA
Miniopterus natalensis is the source of this 744-nucleotide messenger RNA. Lineage: Eukaryota; Metazoa; Chordata; Mammalia; Chiroptera; Miniopteridae. The record is from RefSeq and is a predicted model, not a curated record.